Molecule: messenger RNA, 32820 nt
Organism: Podarcis lilfordi (Lilford's wall lizard)
Lineage: Eukaryota; Metazoa; Chordata; Lepidosauria; Squamata; Lacertidae
Source: the annotation of a GenBank genome assembly
GGCCAUGCUCUGACCGAGGACGCCAAAGUUGCCAAGUCGCGGGGCCGCCUCCGUCUGAGACACAACACACACAAACACACCAAGCGCGACUCGGCAUGGCCCGGCUCGGCUGCUGCGGCGGCGGCGCCUCUUUCCCGCCCCCUUCCUUCUCCUCCUCCUCCAGCCGGUGGUGGUCCUGUUCCUGGGGGCUUUUCCUUCUCUGGGCCGUGGCAGAAACUCGAGCAGGUGAGAAAGACCACAGACGCGUGUCUGGAAAGUGCCCGGGAACAGCCUUGCUCAGGCUCGGUACUAGGAUACGUUUAGGGGAAACCCGGUUCCAAGGGAGGAGGGAGGGAGUAGCAGCCGGACACCUUUCUGGAAUAGGCUGUCUCUUGUUUUCACCCCCCGCUGCCCCUUGAUGAAAGAGAUGCAACAUUUUAAAAAAAUGCUCACGGAGACGCCGCUCGUUCAGAGCUGAAACGGCGCCGAGCGCUGAUAGGUCGAGGCUGCCCAGGUUCUAACAUUUGAAAAGCAAAGGGGCUUCUCCUGGAGGAGUCGGGGGUGCAUGGCAUCUCUCUAGGUUGCUGUGGGGCUGCAGGGUCUUCAAACUCAUGCAGCUGUUUUGUUCCUCAAGAAAGACCCCAUGUCUUGUCAUAAGAGGAUGUGUGUGUUUUUGUGUGUGUGAUUUGAUUGAUCCCAAAAUGAGACAUCUCCUCCAACCACCACCACCAUCAAUGGUAAUUUUACUCUAUACUACAAAAAGGCGUUUUUCCUUGUAGUUGUAACUUUUAAUGUUCGUACCUUAGCGGCUGUCAGGCCACAUGGAUCGAAACGUGGCAUCCAACAGUAAAAAGAAAUGCGGGCAUAAGCUGCAGUUAAGCAAAGCUGCUUGCAUAGCUUGCAUAAAGUCUUCCACCCCUCAGCUGCUCGUUCUAAUAGUCGGAGAACAAAUUGUACACAACACUUAAGGGAUGUGAGACACCAUCAGGGCACUCUUGUUUUCUGAAUUAUGAAAAAGCCUCAAGAGCCCACAUCAAAGCUUGGAAAUAUUAGCGUUGUAGGAGCUAUUGCCUUGUAGAUGAAGUUGUGUUUUUUGUACUUUUAAAAGAAGCCUUGCAAAAUAGAAGAAAAGCCACUGAUUCCAAUAUUAGCAUACUGUACUGUGUUAAUGUAAAGUAUUUUUAUAGCACAUCGUCAUCAUAACUAUCACAUGGCAUUAACAAUGGUGCUUGUAAUCUUGGAAUAUAUUAUUAAACUGUGCAUGAAUCAGUUGAAGCUAUGAAUUAACGAUGUUGCACAGUCUUCAGCUUUAAUGAGAGCUGAAAGAGAUGUGACAGCAGCCACAUAUAUACCUCACUUGUGGUCCACCAUGCAAAUUGGCCCAUCUGUGUGGAGAAUCAGAACACCAGCAGAUAAUAUGUACUGCUGGUGUAUUAAUUCUAUGGGUGAAUGGGCAAGCUGGCAUAGUGAAUUUGAUUAUACAUUCAACCAAUACAGUUUACUUGUGGCCACCAUCUAUUCUGGCAAUUAUUAGCUGAAGUUGCUGCAACUCUUGCACAAUUUCUGCCUCAACAUAUUCCCCCCUCCUGUCUCUGUUGUUUUAAAUCUUUAUUUAACAUUGCCCAAACAACUUGGACGCACCUUUAGAGCUGCUGUCUUCAAAAAAUAAUCUAAUAUACAAUAUUAUGGCAUAUCAACAUAUUUCCAUUGGCCAUAUUAUUCUUAUGUCUCACUUUGUAUUUCCUUUGAAGGGCAUGCUAACCUUUUGGAUACAGGUGCAUGCCAACUCCAAAAGCCUGGCUUUCUCAACUUUCUGACAGUAAGAGCUGUUUGACAGUAGAAUGGACCUUUGGAGGUCCCUUCCAACUCUUUGAUUCUAAUGCUUCAGCAGAGACAUAGACAAUGUACACGCUAUAACUUUAAAGCAUAUUUGAAGCACAUUAGUUGCCUCAAAUAAUUUCUGGAGCUACAGUUUAAGGGUUGCUUGGAACUGUAAUUCCGUGAGGGGUAAACUACUGUGCCCAGAAUUCUUUGAGGGCGAGAAAGUGCUUCGAAGGGUGUACAUUACUGCAGUAGGACUAGAACAUGGCAAAGAAGUCAUACAGUAGUCUUGAAAAAGUUGUGCUUUCACAGCACCUCAGAAAAAGGAAACUUCAGCAACUAGAUGCUUCAGGGAAGCCCACAAGUACGUAGGAUAGGAAACCUUUUUCCAUUUGUUCACCAGUUACCCCUCUUUAAGGGACGCAGGUGGCGCUGUGGGCUAAACCACAGAGCCUAGGGCUUGCCAAUCAGAAGGUCAGUGGUUUGAAUGCCUGCGAUGGGGUGAGCUCCCAUUGCUCGGUCCCUGCUCCUGCCAACCUAGCAGUUCGAAAGCACGUCACAGUGCAAGUAGAUAAAUAGAUAAAUGCAAGUAGAUAAAUUCACUGUUCUGUGGCGCUGUUGUUUGGUGGUUUUAUUUUAGGCUUUUAAUGUAAAUUGUAUUUGUUUUUAAUUGUGAUAUUUUUGUAAUCUACCCUGAUGCACAGUCCUUCAGAAAUCCUGGCACAUCCACGCUGAGGUCUGACCAACAUGGGCAGCUGAGCAGACAAAUCACCUCAGCUCUGCCUCCCUUUUAUACUUUGCAUGCUGAUUGCAGCAUCUGGGCUUGACGAAGCAGGUGACCCUCACCUGCUCCAAGCCUCCUCCAGUUGAGGAAUCACAUACAGUGGUACCUUGGUUUACGAACUUAAUCCGUUCCAGAAGUCUGUUCUUAAACCAAGACGUGCUUUCCCAUAGCAGCGGGGGACUCAGUUUACAAAUGGAACACACUCAACAGGUAGCGGAACAUGUUCUGCUUCCAAGGCAAAGUUCACAAACCAAAACACCUACUUCUGGGUUUGCAGUGUUCUUAAUCCAACUUGUUCAUAAACUAAGCCGUUCUUAAACCAAGGUACCACUGUACUUCUUCCUAGAGGUAGUGAGCCCCACCUGGCCAGGUAGGGAGCUGGGCUGUGGGCCCUUGUCUGCCUAAGCCUUCUGGAGCACUCCUCUUACUGUUCCCUAUGCCUCAGAGCCUGCCAUAUUUAUGGAGAUAGGAACCUCUGAUGCGUCCUAAUGCUCUGAUUCCUGUGCACUGACUCCCAUCCCCUUGUCAUCCUCUGUCACCCCGCGGGUACUUCCUACGCCAAACUCUCCUUCCCCAUCCCCAGCUUGCCCUGGCGUGUCCCAGUCCUGGCUACACCCUUCGCUGGGAUCUUCUCCCUCUUCCCCAUUGUCCUACUAGUUCAUGGCAGCAACUUGAACUUAGUCCGGUGUUCCUUCCUUCCUUCCAACCUGAAAAUAUCUUUCUUAAGAGAAACUCAUUAACACAUGUUGAUUAAAAUUAGGUUGCCCUGCCAGUUAAAAUUGCCUCAGGCUGAACCUGAGCUGGCUUCUGUAGCUGGCCCUCCCUUGUCUGUGAACAGGCAUUCACUUCUGAAACAGAAGUACCAGAGAAAAUAGAUGAAAAAAUACAAAUGGAAUGUUAAUAUAGAUUUGCCACCAUUCAGUCUAUCCAGCGAAUCACUGCUGUGUCAGCGAAGCAAGAUGGCAAAUGUUUUAAUUAUAAAUACUUGGUUGGAAAAUAGACCUCUCACGCCUGAUAGACAUUAUAAAUUGUUAUUAUCCCACAUAGUAAUUUUGGUUUUGGGGAUCAGAAAAUAAAAUAAAAGAGAAUGCUUGCUGUUCUUAGGUUGCCCAAAAGAAGCAACAUCAUCAUUUUGAAAUGGAAGGCAAUGUGAAUUGUUCAGCCAAACAGUUCUGCCUUCACAGGAAAUGUUGAGAAAGUUUACUUUAGUUAAGUUGCAGUAGCUAUAAAAGUUAAUCAACAGACACCAACCAUAUGUAAACUGUGUGACGGUUCAGCUUUGCCAGACAGAAACAUCAGGUAACCUUGAGGUGCAGUUAUAAAGCUGGCAACAAAAUGACCCUCUGAAUUUAGUAAUAACAAUAAGUUAAUUACCAUUACAUCUACAAGCAGAACUGAGGGUUGGGAAUUUAUAUUGGCUAGUCUAGUUUUAUCUGGAUGCAUUUUCUUCUGUUACUUUCAUUUUUCUCUUAUUGAUAACUUUUCAAUCUAUUUUUAAAAUAAGGGUUGGGGUUUUUUAGAAGAUCUUCUCAAAAAUGCAUGUUACCAUAAAAAAACUUUCAAGUCAAAGCUGAGUGCGUUUUAGUGUGUCUGAGGCCUUAUUGGUCGUCCCAUAUCUAAUUGCCCUAGUUUGUUGUGCCAGUUGGGUUUUGUUUUUUUUUUAAGUUCCAAAGGUUAAGAGGCUUUUUAGUAAAACAGUUCAGUAAAAAGCCAACAACAAUGAGAAAACACCCAUGGUAUUUGUGGUUAAGCAGGUGUUGGUUUACCUCAUUUUCUUGCCUCCUUUUCCUCUAAGACUUUGCUGUCACAGUCAUCUUAACAUUUCAUGUUUUCUUCUUUCUUUCUUUCCUCACCUUCAUUUAUAACUGCUCAAAUCUUGCCUGAUGAUAGCCUGGAGGCAAGAACACAUCAGGUUAUGCUUACAAGCAAUUAUAAACAGACUGAGAGCGUGCUGUGUGUGAGUUUUACACACAAGCCUUAGACUGGGACAUUGUUGUGGUAGAUGUAAAAGGAAAAACCUUUCUCUUCAACCAGGCAUUUGGCUGACUGACAUUCUAUGUGAGGAGGUUAUUGGUUUGUUUUUCUAUUACCAUGUAUUUUGUAUUUUUAUGUUGUGAAUUUCUCAGGGAUCUUCAGAUGAAGGGCAGUAUGCAAAUUUAAAUAAACAAUAACAAUAAUAAUUUGCACAGUCAUGAGCUCCUUGGAGAAAGUAUGUGAUGAAAGUGAAACAAAUAAAGAUUCCCUUUCAGUCAGGUACUGUGAAUCUGAAGUUAUCUGUAGCUCUGAUUGGCACAAGUUAUUUCUUUAGUUUUUGAGCUAAUUUUAUGAAAAUUGGCCAAAAUCUACACUUCCCAGACAUUCCAGCUAUUUCCGUCCGCUGUUUACUACAGUUGUAUCGCAGCUAUGUCUGAGUUCUGGAUCUAUGGCAGCCCUAAUCUAGAGGGUCACAAGUGAGUCAGCCUUGGUUUAGGAGCAAAUUUGGUGUGGCAGGACUCAAGACAUAGACUGUUUUCUCUUCACUUCUGGGAGAGCUUGCUCUCAUGUAAAAGCUAUGUUAAAUUAUCAUCAUUCCAUCUAUUUUAUUUAAGAAUCAACUGCAUUGUUGUUAACAUAGCAAAGCAAUCAAACCACAAACAUCAUCAUACACUGUUUGGUGUAUUGUGAGAGAGCGAAGGAAAGAGAGAUGUGUAAAAUCAACCCAGGGUCCCUCACCGUUCUCUCUGGAAUAAGAAAAAGAUUGCAACACUGGUCAUAAAAGACUUAAAACAGUUGGAGGCUGGAGUUGCUUGAACUGAACAAAGUUCUGUGCAUGGUUUAUUUAACAAAAGUUGCUGAGAAACACUGCUUACUAAGGAGAAGUUAUCAAAUUGUUUCUUGGAAUGCUGUUGGCUGAUAAACUGAAGUGCUUCUUGGAAAGAAAACCCUGAACUUAAAUACAGGUGCCCGCCAUUUUGUGCAGGGGUUCCAUUCCUGGGCCCUAUGCGCAUCAGGUUGCUAAAGCCCCAUUACAUCCUGCCCCUGUUCUGCCCUCUUCUGGGUCCAAAAGCACACAUGCAUCACUGCCUGUACUUGCUAUUAAAUAAGAGUUGCCUUGAAGAGUAAUUACAACCUAGUAGCUGGAGUGAUUAAAAGAAUGACCUGCAAUCCUGUGGACUGGGAAAGUUUACAUCCUGAAUAUGAAUCUCAGUUCCUCCUACGAUGACUCCCAAUUUCUUUGUGUUCAAGGACAUAUUACCAUACACCUCCUUGAAUGGACCUGUGAACAUUUGUUCUGCUAAACAAGAUCCUAAGUAAAAUAUUUCAAAUAAAUAGGUUAGUUGAAGAGUUUCUGUUGUUGUCAUGCUGUGUUAAAUUGGAUGCUCAUUAUCCAGGUUUUGCUCUCUGUGUGUGUUGUCUUUGCUGAGACUGUGGCUUACAACGGAGACUAGAGGUAUCGAUCAGGACCUAGGAGGCAAGGUGCUGUUUCAGGGGAAUUGACAUCUGUGGCAUGUUCCUUGGAGGCGCUGCUGGUCUCCCCCCACCCCUAGGGAAGAAAUGAAGGGGGCUGCCCUCUGGGAUCUUUUGGGUUCUGCACCUGCCCAGCAUGAUUCAGAGCACUCGUCCGACCGCACAAUGGUCUUUGAUUCUCACUUCAACCACCAGGCAAAUUUGAUUUGAUUCCUUCCUACCACCACUUGUUCCAAGUCUAGUUCGUCGCUAACCCGCCCCCCUUCAUGACAUAGAUAUUCACUCCCCUCUUGUUCCUGAUACAAAUCUUUAUUCCCCACUAGUUACUAAAUUAGAUCUUCACUCACCCCUACUUCCCUGGCAUAGAGGACCCUGCCAUUUUGGGGUUCGCCUCAGGAGCAAAAAUGUAUUGGGCCAGCCCUGGUAUCAAUUCAAAUAAGUUUAUCACUUUGGUUUACAUCAGAUUGUAUCCUGCAGCAUAGCAGCUAAAGUCUGGUUAUAUUCCUAGUUAAAUGGGAUAGAUCUGGUUAAACACUACAAUUCAUUAUUAGAAAUAGCUGUUGAAGGUUAGCAAAGGCCUUCUGUGGGCGUCCGUGAACAAGCAAGGCUCAUAUGGAACUUAUUUCCAAGUAUAGUUGUUUGUUUGUGUGUGUUUAUGUAUGGGUUUUUAAAUAGUAGCAUAUUUCACAAUGUUUAAGAUAAAAGCUCUCAAGUGGUUUUGUCACAUAAAAUGUGCUUCCUGGUGUGUGAAGGUAUUAAACUGAAAUGCUGUAACAAAGAGCAUACUAAUGAGAAAAUUAGGUACAAGAAUACUGUGGAGAUUGGAAAAUGCAGAUGUUGAGAACAGAGAAAGUAAGUUACCUUAUUUCAAUCAGAUAGGAACAUUUUCAUAGUGGUAAAAGAAACUAGCUUUUUAUUUGCUAUGUCAAAGUGUUCAGGCAAAAUGGUUUCUUGUAGCUAUCAGUGUGACAGAUUAGGCCUACCUUGAAGCAGCAUAAAAUUACACAAUCAUCCAGAAAUAGUUCAAAGAGAAUAAUUCAAAACCUGAAUUUGUGUGUAGAGAGUAAGUGCAUGGUGCCUAUACAUCCUCUGGUCUUAACAUUUAUUGUUCGACAUUUUUAUGUGAGUGUUUAUCUCUGACUGGCACAAAAACAUCUUUUUCAUUUCCUUUUGAAGUCUCCAAGGCUGAGCCAUGGAUGAUGCCUUUUGGUGGAAAUACUUCGAAAUCUGAGCUUUAACAUCCUUUAAAGUGGUUUUGUUUUUGUAAAGAUCAUGCAUUUCCUACAUUUUUGUGCUACAAAUAGGCCAGAGACUUUAGGAGAGCAUUGGGGGGGGGGGGGUGCAAUUAAAAGUGGGAGGUAUGAAAGCCCAAUUUAGUGAUUGAAAAUCUUGUUGCAAUUCUUACGAUUGAAGCCACUGUUCCUUUUGGGUUGUUUUUUUAGGGGAGCUAAUAAUUCUUAAUGUUGAUAUAUUCUGGUCCUGGAAAAUAAUGGCCAUGUUACAACAAACAUAAAAGAAAAAAAUAUCUGUUCUCUAGCUCUAAUAAGCUAAUGGAAUUAUCAUAAGCCUGUCAGAAGAACCAUUUAUAAUAAUAUGGGUUUUUAUUAUUGACAAUCUGUUUUAUGUACCCAACCAGACACACAACGGUUUUUAAUGCACUAAUUUGACUAGGAAGGAAAUCUCUCCCACUCACAUUUACUAAUACUGUAGUCCCAUGGGUGAUAUCCAGCAAAAUCAUACCCAGACUAUUGAAAUAAAUGGAUUUGAGUAAUUGAAGUUAAUUUAUUUAAGUAGCUCUACUUUGACUGUAGGGCUUGCUGAUUGGAAGGUCGGCGGUUCAAAUCCCUGUGAUGGGGUGAGCUCCCGUUGCUCGGUCCCAGCUCCUGUCAACCUAGCAGUUCAAAAGCACGUCAAAUUGCAAGUAGAUAAAUAGGGACCGCUCCGGUGGGAAGGUAAACUGCGUUUCCGUGCACUGCUCUGGUUUCGCCAGAAGCUGCUUAGUUAUGCUGGCCACAUGACCCGGAAAAACUGUCUGUGGACAAACGUCGGCUCCCUCAGCCAGUAAAGCGAGAUGAGUGCCGCAGGUUCGUGACUGGACUUAACUGUCAGGGGUCCUUUACCUUUACCUUACUCUGAGUGUAAUUUGGAAACCACCCAUGGAAUAACAGAAACAUUGCCACCCGACCCCACCCCCACUCAGUCCACCUCUUUCCCGCUUUUCUUCCUAAAGUAACACUAAUGUCUCAACAAAUGAAACUGAUCUGUAGAAAAUGUAACUUGAAAAAAGAGACAUUGCACAUACUUUAGUAAACCAAUAAAUCUUUAAUAAAUAUAUGUUUUGUUUUUUUAAAAAAGGAACCACCCGUGGAUCUAUAUUUUCCUAUUGAAAUGAGUUAUCCAGUACUUUACGGGACUGCCAUUUGCAGUAUGGUAUUCUAUUUUUCCAAUUUUCUCUUUGAAUUAUUUACAGAUACUCACUAUGCCACCGUAUAUUGGCAGAAAACUGAGAAGACCUUCCAGGUUAAGGAUGUAUUGGAUAAGAAUGGUGAUGCUUAUGGCUAUUAUAAUGACACUGUACAGUCUACAGGAUGGGGGGUUCUUGAGAUCAAAGCGGGCUAUGGUAACCAGCCCAUAAGCAACGAAGACCUCAUGUACGCUGCAGGUUACUUGGAGGGCUAUCUCACUGCUUCGUAAGUACCUCUGAAAACUAAAUGGAGUCAUCUGGUGGGGGCAUUACAAGUAUACAUGUUAGAAGAGAAGAAGAGCCAACUGAGCUCAUUGUAUAUUUAUUGUUACCGAUCUAUAUUCCUUUUAAUCAUAAAACAUGUUUUCAGUGAACAAACAUGGAACCAUGUAAAGCAAUAUACAUUUGAAUCAUCUGUAAUACACAAAUAAUAAAUAGCUGAGUCACACAUCAGGGAACACGAAUAGUAAGUUUUAGUAAAUGUGUAAAAUUUAAUAUUGAAGAUGCUUGCUUAACAGUAGCUGGAAGGGAAUUCUACGUAUAUGGGGGAUGUAAUCGUUCAUUGAGAGAGAGCUACAUUGUACUAUAAUAGCGUUCAGGUUCCUGAAAUCUGUCUGUGAUCAGCUAUAAGUAAAAUACACAUUAUCCACAAUUUAUUUCUGAAUGUGGUUUAUGGCAUCAUAUGUAUUAUUAAACAUGGCUGGACAAAGCAUCUUAAUGUUUACUUAUUAGAGGCAUCCAAACUUAUUAGAUGAAAUGUGGUAUCUUAUUCAAAACUUGGGAUAAACUGGAUAUUUGUUUAGUGUUCUGGGCCCAUCUUGCCAAAGCCAAUUUGGGACUUCAUAUCAACAUUCAUUACUGUCAGCAUUCAUUAUGAAUGUAUCACAACGCAUGACGUAUGACUUGAGAUACAUGCUGGACAUUUGGCCUAGAAGCAGAUGGUCUAUUGUUUUUAAAAAAUGCGUUUUCAUAGUUUGAGCUAUAAUUUGAGGGAUGAGGAACGCCUUUUGAGCUGGGCUGUUCUAGCUCCUGCUGGGUUUCAUCAGCGGAUUGGGACAAGUUCCAACGAGCUGGGUGUUGCAUGGCUAAUGGUACUUUUCCUGGAGCGCUUCCAGUUGUGUGCUAUAACUCUAUACUGAGUGGUGUGUCAUUAUGCUCUACUGGAUGUGUGGGAACUGGGGAUAAUAUGCCAACCUAAAUAUUAUGCUUGUUCCUUCAGAAGUAUGAACCAGUGAGAGAGGUUAUAGUUGCCUCACCCUCCUACUAUGCCAAUAUCUUUGCUCGCCCAUCUUUUCUUCUAGAAGUUGUUGGUCAAAGCUAAAGUCCUGCUUGCUACAAGAAGUGGGUAGGUGGUGGUGCAAGGACUGUGGACUAGCUGAGCAAGGGGUCAGGAGGCAUGGAGUGUUCCAGACCUUUGCAAAUUUAACAAAACUUUUUUUAAAAAACAACAAUAAAAUAAAAUUAACAGCCAUCACUUCACAAUGUGAAUUCAGUAACCAUCAGCACAUACUUCUUGGGUUAAACAUGUAAGUUAAUAUAAGUUCUCCAAAUGUCCAUAUAGGUAUCCACACAAAACUGAGGUCUAUAUGAAAAUAAGUCCAAAUGUAGCCAGGACCAUGAGGUCCAAGACCAUUGUCUAAUGGACAGUGGGUAUUUGUAUUUAUAACAUUUCCCUCCUCUUUUCCCCCCCCAGACACAUGUGUGACCAUCUUGCAAACCUGUAUACACAGCUGAUUAAGAAUGUCCUCAUCGAGAGAAAAGUUAAAGAUUUUAUGCGGUAUGUUAUAAAAAGAAAAUGCCCUUUUCACAAAUAGGAACAAAAGUUGCCUAGAAGUUCCGGUCACCCUGGUGAUAUUUUCUUGUUUUUACUGAACAAGUUGAUUCAGGAAAAUAUUGUGCCACAAUAAAUUUCUUAAGUCUUUAAGGUUGCGCAACAUUAGUGGAUUUUUGUUUGAAACAGACAGUCCUCUAGAAGCAUCCUGGGAGAUGUUGCAAGAGUUGACAGUGCAAGGUGUCUAUAGAGAUGCAAGUGAACGCCCUGCACCACCCUGGUUCUUGGGCAAGUAAAUUUCCCUGAGAGUAUAUAAUAUACGAACUGUUCCCAUAUAAAAUUAUAAGUGAAACAAGUUGAAAGGUGACCUGAUUUAGUUAUCUCUGAACAAAAUAACAUUUAUUAACACAACCUGAGUUUUGUCAGCUGGCUACAAUGUUCGUUUACUUGAUAAAAGUGUGAUCUGAGCUAAGCGUGUUUACUCAGGAGCAAGUGCCAAUUGAUCCUAGUUGGACUUAAGGCUAUUUGGCUUGUGAAAAAACGCACUCUAAAGUCACAUUUUCCUCUCUACAGGAAACAAGACAAGUGGACCAGACAACAAAUUAAAAAAAACAAGAAUGACCCCUUCUGGAGGCAUGCCGGGUACAUCAUUGCCCAGUUGGAUGGGCUGUACAUGGGAACAGUGGAGUGGGCUAAGCGACAGCAAAAAACAGUAAGACUCAAAAAACCGUAAGGCUUAUCACUUGAAGGGGAAAGACAGUUUAGACCGCACAAAAAAACUGAAACGGUGUUUUUACUGCUUUCUUCUUUCUUUACAUCAAAGAAUCCAUUUAGAUUGCCGCUAUCAAAUUGGUGCACAGUAUCAGAGUUUAAUAUUAAUUCCAGAAACUCUUGUUUGCAACUCUAGGCCUUUAGGAAACUUGGGUGGGGUGAUGAAGGUCUGUCUGCACAUGCUCUACCACACACACAGAAUGGGAAGUGACACUGCAUGCAGCUGCUGUCAUUGUAGCCAUAAUUGUUGUGUGGGCCGGCAGCCCUCUGGGAUAUCAAUGAGGCGGCAGCAUUGAGAAUUAGCAAGUUGAGAACUGACUGGAGACAAAUAGCUUUCACCUUUAUUGCCAAGCUCAGCCAUUUUAUUUCACACUGGGAGAGUAAAGACACGAAUAACUAACUGACCUUUCCGUCUUUGUCUAAGCACUGCAAGGAAACAUGGAGCCCAGGGUUUAUGAAGGCAGGAUCAGCAGCAUUUAAAAUAAAUAGCACUUAUCCCCUGAUGGUUUUGCUUCCAGCUUUCUCUGAAAGUAAGCUACGGAAAGAAAGAAGAAAUGAAAAAGGUUGAGAAUUGUUUCACAACCAGAUCUGUGAUCCUAUUAAGCACCUUGGAAGUAAAAAUACAGUUGAAAUACAUUGACCUUGCUUCUGGAUAAAAUACAUUUUGAACAUGUGUAUAUUAUACUAGAAGUUAACACGAAUGUGUUGUAACUUUCACAUACUGUAUUGGCCUGAAUAUAAGCCUCCCCCCCCCCAAAUUCUGACUUUGAAAAGUUAAAGUGCUGCUUAAAUUCAUGAGCUUACGAAAAUGGGCUUUUACGAUAUCACUGCUCAAACAGACAUACCGUAAAAUGGAACGGGUGUGAGUGCGUAAACGGGUGUGAAUGUUCUAAAUGAUUUCUCACAAAUGGUGAGAUUGCAGCUGUGUAUAAGGGAGGAUUCAUUUUGGGGAUAAGGGCUGUGGUGCAGAAAUGAAUAGUCCCCAAAUAUUCUCAAAACUUAGGAGUGUUGAUCCAUUAUUGUUUAUCUGUCUCUGUGUGCACACAUGUAAUACCAAAUGUAUUAAUUAGCAUGACUACCACCCUGUGCAUGAUGUCCUGGGAGUAAGCUGCAUUGAACUCUGGUGCUUAAUUCUGACUGCAUAGGUUCACUUUGUAAAACGCACUGAUCUUUAACAAAAGAACUUUAACCUGCUGAAAUGCAACAGUUGGCUUUUAAUUAGACAUGCAAAUAAUCUUGCAAAGAAGUGUUCCAAUUGAAAGUUCUAGCAUGAAGUAGGAACACCAUCAGAGUAAAAGAAAAACCUCUGCAGGAUUUUUGUCCUCAUUCUCUGACUUUGGUCACAUCCAGACGAAGUGCAUGUUUCAAAAAAUUUGCAUGGAGGUAAUUUUGAUGUCAAGCAUAGUAUUUUACAAGAAACUACAGGAUAGAACUGCAUCAUGGAUAACAUUAUGUGUACACAGAUUAAAAAACUGUGAGUGCACAGGAGCCAGAGUACAGUAUACAAUAAUGUAUACACAGGACUCAUCCCAUUCUCUCCCUCAUUUAGUCACUUGGAAAAUUAACUUAACCCUGUGUGUACCAAAAUUAGGAGCAGUUUUUCUUAUGAUACCAGCUGUAGCAAUAUUUGGCUAGUGCCACACACUAUUGUGCACAACCUCCCCCACAGAGUUUUUGUGUGUGUUGCAUUGAUUGAGUCAGUAGUAGUGAUGUACAUGUCUUUUCUGUGCCUUACUUGCCAAUAUGGUACUUAAAAGCACUACAGUUCUUAAAGUGGGUCAUUCAUUCUCCCUCUUCAGCAUCUGAGGCACAGCAAUCUGAAGAGAUGAAAUUAUACGCAGCACAGAGCAAAAUGGGACCCAGAAAGAGAGAAUAAAAUCAAAUCUGUUACAGCAGCUGGUCUGUCUUUGCAUAUUCUGGAUGGCUAUGAUAGAAGUAGUAUAUAAACUGUCUUCUACCUGUUCUGAGCUCCAUCAGAAGCAUCUGGCAGAAUUCCAUGAGCUGCUUUUGAAUCCAUUCUCUUUGCCUUCUCACAAAAUAAGCUCUGGGCAAUAAUCACCUAUAUUUGUUUUUCAAGGAUCCAUAUGCCUAUAUAAACAAAAGUCUAUUCCAUCUGUCUCUUUGUUAGGUCAGUUGUUACUGCAGCAUCCCAUGCUUGCCAGAUCCAAUAACUCUUUAACUUCUGACAUGCAAAACACUCCUUAGUCAAGCAACUUGGUUGGUUAGAGCAGGUGCUGAUAACGCCAAGGUUGCAGAUUCAAUCCCUGUAUUAUAGGACAGCUGCAUAUUCCUGCAUUGCAUGGGGUUGGACUAGAUGUUCCUCAGGGUCCCACCCUACUUCACAGUUCUAUUAUUCUAUCUGUUUAAAUACCUCACAUAACUUUGAGCACCACCUUCAAUGCACUGUCAAGCAUCCUUUGCUCUGUCAUUAGUCUAGAUCUUAGGACCAAAGCAUAACUCUUUGCUGAAGGAAUUUCUUUAUAGUCACAUUUUCCAAAGAAAUGAGGGGUUUAAAUAUUGAAUAUAUUUAGAGAACAAUGUAUACAUAACAUACAGUUGCUUUCCUUAAUCUCAAAAUUUCAGUGUUUAAAGUCGCCGUCUUAAACCCCUUCCUGCAAAUAUCUUGGCAAAUAGUAUAUUUUGGUAACUAGCUGCAUCUAAACUCUUAUAUUCAAACUUCACAUAAUUCUCUACCCUUCGUAAUCUUAAAGAAGGCUAGGAAAACAAUCUUAUUCCCUGCUAUAUUAUGAAGAAGCGUACUGAGAGGAUAAUUUUUUUGAAAACUUUAUUGCUACACAGUAAUUUUGAUUAGGAAACCAACUUCUACCAUGUCAUGAUAAUUCUGCCAGAAUUAUUAGCAAAGAGUUUGGAUUUCCUGUUUCUCAAGGCAAAACUAAUUCUACACAUGAUACUGAGAAGAAACAUACUGACUUGCUGUACAUUCCUCUUCUGUUUUAGCUGUUGCAUAAUUUUACAUGCUCAGCUUGUAUUAUUCCACAGUACUAGGAAAUCUGCUGUUUUCACAGCUACCAGCUACAGUUUCUUCUGCUGACAUGGUUUCCUUGAGCUCCUAAUCCCCAGCCCAUCAACCAUGCUGAAGGAGGGAGGCUUGCCCUGGCUCUGUCAUUCACUAGUUGUGCAUUUUUUUGAGGGAAGAACCACCUUCCCACUGUCUCCUCCACCAGUCCUAUCUAGUAACAGGAAGAACUGCAGAGGGAAGUUUUGUCCUACCACAUCUUUCUACAUAGGAACAAAGGAAACUGCCUUGUGGCAAGUCAAAUGCUUGGUUCUUCUAGCUUAGUAUUGUCAACAUUUGACUCUCUGGGGUGCCAUGCAGGAGUCCUUCUUGGCCCAACUUGGAGAUGCCAGGGAUUAAAUCUGGGACUCCUUUCAUGUAAAACAUGUGUUCUGCCCCCUCAGCUACAUUCUCAGUAUAAAGAGAAUGGGAUACAAAAUUGCCAUUAAUGGACAGCCACCUCUUCUGAGGGAACCAGAACCAUGUUCACCAUCUACAUGGCAGCCAUUUUGUUAAUCGAGUUCCUCAACGGACCCCUUUUCAAAAUUGGCAUUGCAGUGGCUGAUUUUCAGCUCUUGAGUAAAGAGGCCAACAUUGGUGAUGUUGCAUAUCCUUUUGCAGAAAAAUGGCAGUUUCACAUCUGAUCUCUUCAAUAAAUUUCAGGCCUGGUAAUUUGUUAAUUUUUGAUUUGUAUACUAGAACUAAAACUUCAUUACUUGUCACUUGACUUACCGUAGUUCUUCAGACUCCCUCCUUGGAAAAAAAAGUCAUUCAGGCAUGGACAGCUAUUACUGUGUUGGGUACCACUGUCAUGGCAAACUUGAGUCUAAAAUUACAAAUAUCUCAUCUCUCUUUACUUCCAGCCUCUCACUCCCUUCCAAGUCUAUUUCCUGAAUGCAGUUGGAGAUCUGCUUGACCUCAUUCCUGCCUUAUUCUCCAGUUCAGCAAUGACUAAUUUAAUGACAGGAGACUCUACACAGUACCUAUGGGAUAUGGGCCAUUGCUCUGCUCUGAUUAAGGUGAGACCAACAACAUUCCUGUUUCUAUGUUUAGGCCUAAAAGAAAAGAUGUAACCAACUGCACCCCAAAAUGGAAUUUAUACUUUGGACCCCAUUUUUCUCAGCCUCAUGCAUGCAUAGCAUUGCUAAUUAAAUCUCAUACUGUUGGUUUUACAAUGCUUUUUUAAAAAAAUAUAUAUAUUAAUUGUCGUUGUCUGUUCUCUCUAAAAUAGCCCCACUUUAUUCUGGGAGAAAGUUUCAGAAGUGUCCCAGUCAAAAAUGUAAUCAAGAUAUUGGAUAUGCAAUAGUUUGAAAGAAAAGUCAAGUCCUAAGAAUUCCCUCUCUCAAUCAGACCAAUAUUUGCAUAAAAUGCAUAUUUUACUAAAACUGAUGUUCACAGAAAUGGCAAAUACCAAACUAAAAUAUAUUAUUGGAGAGAGAAUUUUGGAUUUAUAAAUUAUUCAUAUACACCUUGGAAAUAUACAACAGGUAUUCUGAUAUGGAAUCUAAGUAGAUGUGCAACAUAAGAAUUCAAAUAUAAGUAAAUGGAAGGGUUAAGAUGCGCCCUACUGACAGUAUUUUGACAGGCAAUUGAAAAGAUUGAACAAAAAUAUCCGAUUCAGGGAUAUGGAUGCUAUUUCCUUUUAAAAGAAGAAAAAUAAUUGGAUGAAUUGCUAGCAGUACAUUGCCGUAUUGCAACUUGUUAGUAGGACUCUAGAUCAUCAGUAAUCAACCUUUCCCAACCCAAGACUCACCUUUAAUCUAAGAUGAUAAAUGGGUGAGGAACGGUUGAAGGAGCUGGGCAUUUUUAGCCUGGAAAAGAGGAGACUGAGAGGAGAUAUGAUAACCAUCUUUCAAUAUCUCAAGGGCUAUCACAAGCUUGUUUUCACCUGCUCUGGAGGGUAGAACCCAAACCAAUGGAUUCAAGUUAUAAGAAAGGAGAUUCCAACUAAACAUCAAGAAGAGCUUUAUGACCUUAAGAGCUGUUUGACAGUGGAAUGGACUCCUUUGAGAGGUGGUGGACUCUCCUUCCUUGGAGUUUUUUAAGCAGAGGUUAGAUGGCCAUCUGCCAUCUAGUUGAGAUUCCUGCAAAGCAGGGGGUUGGACUAGAUGACCCUUAGGCUCCCUUCCAAAUCUACAGUUCUAAGAUUCUGUGAGUCUAUAAUGGUGAGUCCUAGGUUGAAAAAUGUCAAAGACUACUGAUCUAUCUGGAGUUCUGCUAACAAGUUGCAAUCAGACAUGCUGUUUUAUUUACCCAGUACAACUCAGCCAUGUUGGUUGUGCUUCUGUUGUUGUGAUGCAUCUGUUCUUGAGUCUACUAGCCAAAGACCAACAAGGUAGAUCAUUCCUCUGUCCCUCUCUUUCACUUCAUGCGUCUGAAGAAGUGGACUUGAAUCCACAGAAGCUUAUGUCACAAUAAAUUAGUCUGUCUUUAAGCUGCCACAAGACUCUGUCAUUUUGACUGCAUGAGACUAACAUGGCUAUUACUUCUCUUGGCUAGGUCCUCCCUGGAUAUGAAAAUAUAUUAUUUGCUCAUUCUAGCUGGUUCACAUAUGCGGCCACUUUGAGAAUCUAUAAGCAUUGGGACUUUAAAGUUGAUGAUCCACAAACGAGCUCAGGCCGUGCUUCAUUCAGCAGUUACCCAGGUAACUUAGAUGUGUGAAUGGAACUCUGUGUGAGUUUGUUACGUUUGAAUGCAGGAGUCUUGCCUGUAUGCUCUAGAAUCUCAUAGUUUGCCUCAUGGAUCACUGCCUUGCCAUGGCGAAGGGGCUUGAAUAACUCGGAGAAGCUAUGAGCUAUGCCGCGCAGGGCCACCCAAUAGUGGAGAGUUUUGACAAAACGUGAUCCACCUGGAGCAGGAACCGGCAAGCCACUCCAGUAUCCCUGCCAAGAAAACUCCAUGGACAAAGACAAAAGGCAUAUAAAAGUUAUGACGCUGGAAGAUGAGCCCCUCAGGUCGGAAGGCGUCCAACAUGCUACUGAGGAAGAGCGGAGGACAAGUACAAGUAGAUUCAGAGCUGAUGAAGCGGCUGGGCCAAAGCCGAAAGGACGCUCAGUUGCGGAUAUGCCUGGAAGCGAAAGGAAAGUCCAAUGCUGUAAAGAAAAAUAUUGCAUAGGAACCUGGAAUGUAAGAACCAUGAACCUUGGUAAGUUGGAUGUGGUCAAAAAUGAGAUGGCAAGAAUAAAUAUUGACAUCCUGGGCAUCAGUGAACUAAAAUGGAUGGGAAUGGGCGAAUUCAGUUCGGAUGACCAUCAUAUCUACUACUGUGGGCAAGAAUCCCGUAAAAGAAAUGGAGUGGCCCUCAUAGUCAACAAAAGAGUGGCAAAAGCUGUAUUGGGAUGCAAUCUCAAAAACGAUAGAAUGAUCUCGAUACGAAUCCAAGGCAGACCUUUUAACAUCACAGUAAUCCAAGUUUAUGCACCAACCACUGGUGCUGAAGAAACUGAAAUUGACCAAUUCUAUGAAGACUUACAACACCUUAUAGAAUUGACACCAAAGAAGGAUGUUCUUCUCAUUAUAGGGGAUUGGAAUGCUAAAGUAGGGAGUCAAGAGAUAAAAGGAACAACUGGCAAGUUUGGCCUUGGAGUUCAAAACGAAGCAGGGCAAAGGCUAAUAGAGUUCUGCCAAGAGAACAAGCUGGUCAUCACAAACACUCUUUUCCAACAACACAAGAGACGACUCUACACAUGGACAUCACCAGAUGGGCAGCAUCGAAAUCAGAUUGAUUAUAUUCUCUGCAGCCAAAGAUGGAGAAGCUCUAUACAGUAAGCAAAAACAGACCUGGAGCGGACUGUGGCUCAGAUCAUCAGCUUCUUAUAGCAAAAUUCAAGCUUAAACUGAAAAAAGUAGGAAAAACCACUGGGCCGGUAAGAUACAAUCUAAGACAAAUCCCUUAUGAAUGCACAGUGGAAGUGAGGAACAGGUUUAAGGAUUUAGAUUUGGUGGACAGAGUGCCUGAAGAACUAUGGAUGGAGGCUCGCAACAUUAUACAGGAGGCAGCAACGAAAAUCAUCCCAAUGAAAAGGAAAUGCAAGAAAGCAAAGUGGCUGUCCAACGAGGCCUUACAAAUAGCGGAGGAGAGAAGGCAAGCAAAAUGCGAGGGAGAUAGUGAAAGAUACAGGAAAUUGAAUGCAGAUUUCCAAAAAUAGCAAGGAGAGACAAGAAGGCCUUCUUAAACGAGCAAUGCAAAGAAAUAGAGGAAAACAACAGAAUGGGAAGAACCAGAGAUCUGUUCAAGAAAAUUGGAGAUAUGAAAGGGACAUUUCGUACAAAGAUUACCAUAAUAAAGGACAAAAGUGGUAAGGACCUAACAGAAGCAGAAGACAUCAAGAAGAGGUGGCAAGAAUACACAGAGGAAUUAUACCAGAAAGAUAUGGAUGGCUCGUACACCCCAGGUAGUGUGGUUGCUGACCUUGAGCCAGACAUCCUGGAGAGUGAAGUCAAAUGGGCCUUAGAAAGCACUGCAAAUAACAAGGCCAGUGGAAGUGAUGGUAUUCCAGCUGAACUACUUAAAAUUUUAAAAGAUGAUGCUGUUAAGGUGCUACACUCAAUAUGCCAGCAAGUUUGGAAAACUCAGCAGUGGCCAGAGGAUUGGAGAAGAUCAGUCUACAUCCCAAUCCCAAAGAAGGGCAGUGCCAAAGAAUGCUCCAACUACCGCACAAUUGCACUCAUUUCACACGCUAGCAAGGUUAUGCUUAAAAUUCUACAAGGAAGGCUCAAGCAGUAUAUGGACCGAGAACUCCCAGAAGUGCAAGCUGGAUUUAGAAGAGGCAGAGGAACCAGAGACCAAAUUGCAAACAUGCGCUGGAUUAUGGAGAAAGCUAGAGAGUUCCAGAAAGACAUCUACUUUUGCUUCAUUGACUAUGCAAAAGCCUUUGACUGUGUCGACCACAGCAAACUAUGGCAAGUUCUUAAAGAAAUGGGAGUGCCUGAUCACCUCAUCUGUCUCCUGAGAAAUCUCUAUGUGGGACAAGAAGCUACAGUUAGAACUGGAUAUGGAACAACUGACUGGUUCAAAAUUGGGAAAGGAGUACGGCAAGGCUGUAUAUUGUCUCCUGCUUAUUUAACUUAUAUGCAGAAUUCAUCAUGCGAAAGGCUGGGCUGGAUGAAUCCCAAGCCGGAAUUAAGAUUGCCGGAAGAAAUAUCAACAACCUCAGAUAUGCAGAUGACACAACCUUGAUGGCAGAAAGUGAGGAGGAAUUAAAGAACCUUUUAAUGAGGGUGAAAGAGGAGAGCGCAAAAUAUGGUCUGAAGCUCAACAUCAAAAAACGAAGAUCAUGGCCACUGGGCCCAUCACCUCCUGGCAAAUAGAAGGGGAAGAAAUGGAGGCAGUGAGAGAUUUUACUUUCUUGGGCUCCAUGAUCACUGCAGAUGGUGACAGCAGUCACGAAAUUAAAAGACGCCUGCUCCUUGGGAGACAGGCGAUGGCAAACCUAGACAGCAUCUUAAAAAGCAGAGACAUCACCUUGCCAACAAAGGUCCGUAUAGUUAAAGCCAUGGUUUUCCCAGUAGUGAUGUAUGGAAGUGAGAGCUGGACCAUAAAGAAGGCUGAUCGCCGAAGAAUUGAUGCUUUUGAAUUAUGGUGCUGGAGGAGACUCUUGAGAGUCCCAUGGACUGCAAGAAGAUCAAACGCAUCCAUUCUUAAGGAAAUCAGCCCUGAGUGCUCACUGGAAGGACAGAUCGUGAAGCUGAGGCUCCAAUACUUUGGCCACCUCAUGAGAAGAGAAGACUCCCUGGAAAAGACCCUGAUGUUGGGAAAGAUUGAGGGCACAAGCAGAAGGGGAUGGCAGAGGACGAGAUGGUUGGACAGUGUUCUCGAAGCUACGAACAUGAGUCUGACCAAACUGCGGGAGGCAGUGGAAGACAGGAGUGCCUGGCGUGCUCUGGUCCAUGGGGUCACGAAGAGUCGGACACGACUAAACGACUAAACAACAACAACAACAGGAACUUGAAUUCAAAGGCAGAUAGGGCAACAAAGGCUUUAUAAUCCAAAUAAACCUGCAGAUUACUACAUAGCAAAGCUUGCUGUAUGGUUAGACAAAUUGGAUAUGGAUUUGGGCUGGUAAGGAGGUUGUGCUUCUUCAGUGGACUAAAUCCAAAACUUUAUUGCUUAGCCAAAGGUCAUCACUCAUAAAAUAGCACAAUAAAAAUGGGAAGACCAUUCAAAAUUUGAUUAAUACAAACUAAUAGCAUGACCACCAGCUGAUGUAAUCUCCCUCACUCUCACUGAACCAGUACCAUUGAGUUUGCCCUAAGGAGACUCACAUCCCUGUGUAUGUGAUCUUGGCACCAGCCCAGUGAUACUGGAUAUCAUGAGCCUGCUUUUCAAGCCUGCCACACAAGCUUCAACCACAAACCAUUACAAACCACCCAAGUGCCUAGUAGUGUUUUUGUACUGUUGCAUCUAAUGAGAACACCGCAUCCUCCAGUCAAAAUAUUUCAAGAUGCCUCUAGCUGGCCUUGAAUUAAUUCCAGUUAGUGUGUGUAGGAAAAGGUAGAUGGAAUAAGUUUCCUUCUUAAAGCUAUGCCCCAAACUUUUAACAGCAUGUUUUUAACUGGCUUUUUUACCUGCUGUUGUCUUUUUGGUGCCAGGCAGAUACUUUAUUUUUUAUUUUUAACUGCAGUUGUAAUCCUGUCAACUGCUUUAUACUGCUUUUAUAAUUUUGUAGCUUUUAGUUUAUGUUUUUUAUAUAUAUUUGUACUGUAAUCUUUUUAUAAACCACCCUGGGAAUAUGGUUGAAAGGCAGUAUAAAAGGUAGUAUUAAUAAACAAAUACCUUCCAUCCUAUGUUUGUGCAAGCAGAAGGCAGCUUAAAAAGUCAGUCACUCCUUCCCUGCCUCCAAGGGUGGUUGGAAACCUUUUGAACAGUGUGGGCAACAGUGUGCUAGGGACCUGCAGAGCACAGCAUGGGGAACCGCUGGUACAAAAUUCCUCUGCUCAGUUAGCAAUCACAUGGGACGGGGGCAAAACACCUCUCCAAACUUUGUGAGGGAGAAACUUUGUGAGUGCAAGAUUUUGCAUGUGCUGAGUAUAAGGGUUUGAUUGUUAAGUGUGCCUGCUUUUAACAACAGUGCAAUAUUGUAUAUUCAUGAUUGUGUGCAAGAGAAGAAACAUGGGUAUAGGAAGAGAGAUGUUAAGAAAAGGAAGAGGUCCAGAGAGGUGGCAUGUGUGUGGCAUGGGAUCCCUGUGUGAAUGUGCCACUGGUCUUAUUAUUUUAUUUAUUUAUUGCAUCUAUACUCCACCUUCCCUUCCAAGGAGCUCGAGGCAGCACACGUGGUUCUUCCCUCCUCAAUUAAUCUCCACAACAGCCCUGUGAGGUAGGUUAGGCUGAGAGGCAAUGAUGAGUCCAAGGUUGCCCAGUGAAUUUCAUGGCUGAGUGGGAAUUCAAAUCCUGGUUUCCCAGGUCCUGGUCUGACACUCUAACCACUACACAACCCUUGGCACUUGUAGAAGAUUUCUGUUUACUUGCUGUGGUGAGAAUGGAUGAAUGCUGCUGUAUACAUUUAUAUGCACAAAAUUUAAAACAACUUGCCUGGAAAUACUUUGUGCAGUGCUUGUAGUAGUCAUGCUGUAGCCUUCCCACGUGCUGCUGCCUUUCUACCUGUGCAACAUCCCACAAUGGAGCAUGCUUUUAUUUUAUUUUUUAUUGCAAUAGGGACUGUAUUUUAUUAUAUUUUAUGCUUGUACCAUUUUCAGCACAGUCACUCCUGUUUCUGAUCAUGUCUGGCCCUUUGGGGGAACUGCUUGAAACACUAACAUCACCUCUCAUUAAUAAGGCUGUGGUGAAUGAGGCUGCAAGGCCCCAGUGUUCUCUACAAGGUUUGCUGAGUAGCUACAUGGCUUGGAUCCAGAAGAUGCAAUCAGAAACACUUUUGUUUGCAUUGAUAGAAUUAUGGGGCUCAUUCAAGGAUCCUUGAGAGUGAGCGAUAGGGAGACUGGAUUACAGAUGAAGUAGAUAAACCGUGUCAAGAGGCAAUUUCAAUUACAUCAAAUUCUCAUAAGCCCAUGCAAAUAGAGAAACACAAUGCUGACUAGGCAGAACUUCAGAGAGCCGCCGGUGCUUGUAGUUUUCAUUUUCAAGUACUUUUCCUUAGGGAUGCUGAUUUACCCCUGCUAUUUUCCAGGGCACAUACCUGUUACAGAAUCACAACCUACAAAAUUAGUUCUAAUGGCUGUGUACAUGUCUCUGUGUGAUACCUUUUAGAAACUUAUGUGGAACCAGUGAAUGUGAACACCUAGGAAAUUGUCAUGUCUGUAGUUUUUAGAUGUCUCUGUAAGAGAGUUAUAAGCUCAUGUCACAUAAACAGCCCAUUGUGAAGCUCAUAAUGUAACUGAAUUGUGACUUUGAUGUUGUUCAUUUAACUUAAACAAAGCAUUCAUUUCAUCUUUCUUUAAUACUGUAUUUUAUAAAAUAUUAUUCAGUCCUCCAUGGACUACAGAGGUUUCAUCCAAUGUCAGGGGAUUCUCUGGUAAAUGGCUGGGUGGUUGUGGUGUAAGUCAGUCUGGUCAAUUUUAUUUUAUAUAGCCAAAGGCCUUUACAAUGGACAGCAGAGAAUAAAAGGAAAACUUUCUUCUAAAAUCAUACAAUGUAGCCUGUAGGAGUUUACAACAUAAAAAGAAAUUGACUACAUUAAAAUUUUAAAUUGGAGUGCAUUCACAUAGCUGGAACGGAGCUUCUUGGCUGCCAGUGCAAAUUUGGCUCCCUGGUGUGUAAAUAUAUAGAUGUUUAUCUGCUAGGAAUUCAACUGUCACUUCCUGUGUGGAUCGACCUGGAAGCCAAUUAAGAAUUGGCAGUAUAGUUUCCUCUGGGCAUUGUGUGCAGGGGGCAAAUCAGAAGAUAGUGUGUGAUGUCCUCUACCUGAUUGCAUCCAUAUAUACAUUUCAAUCCAUAUGGGGAAUUAUUUUCUAAAUAUGUUGAGGGCAUCUGUUGGAAUCUUAGUUCUUCAAAGGCCCUAUGUAGCUGUGGGAAGAUCAGAGUCUCAAGGUGAUGGGGCCUUAAUUGAUUGGUCAUAAUUUAGGAGGAUUUCUGGGCUGCUAAUCACUUAAAAAUAGGAGCAACAAAAUGACUAAAUUAGACUGCAGAAAUGAAGGCAGGUGGGCAAGCCAGGGAUGGAUUUUUGUGUGGAAGGUCUGUGAGCUCUGUUAUUCCCUGUGUUCAGCUGUUCAGAGUCAUUGGUUCCUUUCAUUCUUAGCUCCAGACAGCGGAUCUUGGAGUUCCACUAAAAUAUGAAAUAGAUCCUGCAGAACUGACACCUCCCCUCCCCUGUUAUACAUCUAUGGACUGCGCUCAGGAAAGGUGGCUUAUAAAUUAAAUUUACAAAAAUCAUCCCAGUCAACGGACUGCUUCGCUAAGCCUCAUAACAGUGUGUUAUUAUGUCCAUUGAUUGACAAGAAGAUAUUGUGAACUGACUGCCUAGUAUUUGACCAUAGUCCAUUAUUGCCAAAUAUUCCAUGAAUUCAGGAACGUCUGACUGUAUAGGUGGCAGUUCCCCAUUUAAAAUUGUUUAUAAGGGUGUCCUUUCUUAGCAAGGCUGGAGUGCAGACUGCUUGUCCCCUAGCCUUGCAGCAGUCAGAGACAAAUCCAGGAGCCCAGCAAAAUUUGUUGGAGAAGCCCCAGAAUAAACAUUGUGAAGCAUUCAUUUAUGGAUAACAAACCAUCUCCUUUUAUUUUAUAUUCAGGUUUUUUGGUAUCCCUAGAUGACUUUUACAUACUUGGCAAUGGCUUGAUCAUGUUGCAGACCACAAACAGCGUAUACAACCAUUCUCUUCUCAAACAAGUGGUACCUGAGAGUCUCUUUGCAUGGCAGAGAGUCCGCAUUGCCAACAUGAUGGCCCACUGCGGAAAGUCCUGGGCACAAGCCUUCGAAAGGGAGAAUUCUGGUUGGUAUAUUUGAAGUGAAUCUCUUUGUGUACGAUUCUCUCAGUCCUCUUGCCCCAAAAGUUAAAAGUUUAACUGUCUCCUCACUGACUUUAGGUACUUAUAACAACCAGUACAUGAUACUGAAUACAAACAGGGUCAAACUGCAAGAGAGUCUUGGUGAAGGAACCCUCUAUGUCGUUGAACAGAUCCCAAAACUUGUGGAAUAUUCUGAUCAGACAAGUAUUCUCCGUAAAGGUAAAAGCUUCAAUAGGAGUUCUGGAGUUUGGGUUUGGUUUGUUUUUUUAAAAAGUCUCUGCUGAAAGUUGUCACUUUUGCUUAACUAGGGAGAAUUAGAAAAUAGUCUAGGAGAAAUUUGCAACACACCAGUAAUUCCAGAUUUGUAUUUGUGCAAAAAGGGUGUGUCUGUAGUAAUGUAAUGUUUGCAGGUGACUCUAGCACGCAGCAGCGUAAAUGAUAAUAGAUGGUGCUCAAAAGAUUCCACUGUUUUUUGGUAAAUGCUGAGAUUCUGUGGUAUUUCAGCCUCUCCAAGUGAAAUUUGCUUUUACAACUGUUACAUCCCUUCCAAUGUAAGUUCUGUCCCAUUCAUUUAUUUCCUUGUGAGUGACAGCAAGCUCUAGAAAGAGGAUUGUGUUUCUUGCAGUUCAGCUUUCAAAUUCAGAACUUUGGGAACUUUCAAGCAGUGUCCAAAACCUCUUCUCCAAUGCCCCUUACCCUUUCGUGUCUACUUUUACAGGAUACUGGCCUUCUUACAACGUCCCUUUUCAUGAAAAUAUCUACAAUCUGAGCGGAUAUACAGAGUAUGUUGAAAAAUACGGCCUAGACUUCUCUUAUGAGAUGGCUCCCAGAGCAAAAAUCUUCCGACGGGACCAAGGGAAAGUGACUGACAUGGAGACCAUGAAGCACAUAAUGAGAUACAACAGUAUGACAUUUUUAAUUAUUCUUUAACAUAUGGCCAGGGAACCCUUUUCUGCCUAGGAUGACAUUUCCUCUGGUGUAAUUAUUGAGGUCCAAAUGCCAGCAACGGGGCAGGGCAGAAGCUGAUGGUAGAUGGGGCCAUCCCAGUUUUUUAUCUCUCUUUCUGCCAUAGCCUGCUGUCUGUCCUUGCCACCCAUUUCUUUACUCUUCCUUGCCAUCCAGUGGGAGGGAGGGAUCACUCUUGUCAGAGGUGUGAUAUGAUCACUUCUAGAGCCAGUGUGGUGUAGUGGUUAAGAGCGGUAGUCUCGUAAUCUGGGGAACUGGGUUCGCGUCUCCACUCCUCCACAUGCAGCUGCUGGGUGACCUUGGGCUAGUCACACUUCUCUGAAGUCUCUCAGCCCCACUCACCUCACAAAGUGUUUGUUGUGGGGGAGGAAGGGAAAGGAGAAUGUUAGCCGCUUUGAGAUUCCUGAAGGGGAGUGAAAGGCGGGAUAUCAAAUCCAAACUCCUCCUCCUCCUCCUCCUCCUCCUCCUCUUCUUCUUCUUCUUCUUCUUCUUCUUCUUCUUCUUCUUCACUUGCAGAGGGCUUCUGAAUCUAGGCUGAUGGCACAGGUUGUCCACCCCUAUUUUACAAACAUUUCCCCUCCCAUCUCCACAACGUGAAAAGGCUCAUUGUAAGGGAUUAGCACUGCCAUCAUCUGUAUGCUUGCUAGCCUUUUCAGGCAACUCAGAAAAAAAUCAUAAGAGUUUUCCUUUGCUGUUUCGGUUUCUGAACCGAACUGGGACAAGGAAAGAAAGUUGUUGAACUUUAACUACCUGGAUACAGUUUUGAGGUGGGAGCCCAAAUCUAACAAAAUAUUAGUCCCCCCCCUAAAGAAGUUCUCAGAUCUUUAGGUUUGGUCCCUUACAUUUCUGUUUAUUCAGCAUCCAUUGUGAUUUGCUUGCAGAAAGUUUACGCAGAGGUUAGAUUAUACCUAUUCAGUCUGAUUUGUUUGAGGGUGUUUACAUGUCUUCUCAUUAAACACUUUUUCAUUCCACAGUUUUCAAAGCAUUUCUGUGUCCAAAACUUUAAAAAGCCUGAGGUGGUGGUGUUUUUAGGUAGAUUUUUUGCUAGGGUGACAAAGCGCUUUUCGUCCACUUUAAAUGUGCAGACUGGAAGUUUUGGUAUGCAAUCAAAUCACAUUCCCACAAAAUACCGACAGUCUGGAGAGCUUCAUUAAUGUGUGACCCCGAAAUUUUGGAUCCCCUCCAAACUGAUGCCAAGUCUGGCAGUCCCCACAGUGUUGUCAAAAUACCUCCCAGUGUGAAUGAGACUCAAGUUGAACUGUGGUUAAAAGCCUGUCUAUAAAUAUCUAACUCUGUGAGCAGUCAGGGCCGUUUGAAUUCUGCACUGUAACCCCUGAGGCAUUUGACAUCUAGCACAGAAUGGCUGAAGCAUUUGUUUUCAAUGCAAGGGUAUGAAUCACCAUUGCCUUUGCGCUCCUUUUAGCCCUGUGAUCAGCCCAGGCUUAGCCAUGAACCUCACUGAGUGAUCUUGGGCUUCUCUCUCUCUCUCUCUCUCUCUCUCUCUCUCUCUUUCUCACCUACCUUAUAGGACUGCUGUGAGAAUAAAAGCCGGAGAGGGCCUAAACUCUUUGAGGUCAGGCGGGAGGAUACGCUUGUAAAUUAACAAAUACAGUGGUACCUCGGGUUACAGAAGCUCCAUGUUACAGAUGCUUCAGGUUACAGACUCCGCUAACCCAGAAAUAGUACCUCGGUUUAAGAACUUUGCUUCAGGAUGAGAACAGAAAUUGCGCAGCGGCGGCCCCAUUAUCUAAAGUGGUACCUCAGGUUAAGAACAGUUUCAGGUUAAGAAUGGACCUCCAGAAUGAAUUAAGUUCUUAACCCGAGGUACCACUGGACAGAGAAAUGCAGUGGGUCCUCAUGGCUAUGAACACUUGCUUAAAUCCUCAUUCUCUGGUUCCUUUGUUUUCUAGACUACACAAAAGAUCCCUAUACAAGGCACAAUCCCUGUAAUACCAUUUGCUGCAGGGGAGACCUGAACCCUGAGUCUCCAAUGCCAGCUGGCUGCUAUGACUCCAAGGUAACGACUCCCAGAAGAACUGGCCUGUUCUAGAUGCUUGUGGGGAGGGUGGAUUCAUUCAUUCAUUCAUCCAUUCAUUCUUUCUCUCUCUCUCUCUCUCACACACACACACACACACUUCCUCCUCUGUUAUGUCAUUAUAUGCAGCCCAAAGGUAAGGACAGUGACAGAUUUAUAUGUGGGCUGGGCGGCUGCAGGCCAGGGCCUCAUAAUCUAGGUGAGCCUCAGCCUCUUGCCAAAAAAAAUUAGAAAACAGAUACCUAGGCUCAGUUGCUUGGUAACAUUCAACCUGUGACAUAUGAGUCUAUGACUCUGUAACAGUUACACAAGUGCAUAUUUAGUAUGUUUAGUAAAGUUUGUGGAGGCUUUAAAGCUUCUCAUAGAGUUAUAUGAUAAAUAAGUAGUGCUCUACUUUCAUUGAGUAGUAGAGAAAGAAGAGAAUGAGGUUUUGUUUCUCAUGAUCAGAUUCUAUUAAGUUUUGGGCUCCCAAGGUCUCCUAGCCCAGAGUUGCUUUAAUCCGGCCCUGGGUAAGAAUGCAGCCUGCCCUUUCCCACUGGAUCUUGUGGUAUUUUACGGUAUUUUAAAAACUGCUCUUUUUGUGCAGAACUCUUCAUGCACAAAAUAGUUAUAUUAAAAAAUAAGAUUUGCCCUUCUUUUCAUUGUAAGCCGCCUCGAGGCUUUGGAAGGGAGACAAAUAAAUUGAGAUAAAUAAUCAGGUGCAACAGAAGCCGAGCAAAAUGGAGAAGGAAAGAGGUUAGAUAAGUUUUGGACCAGUAGUGUGCUGGUGUUGAGAGAGAGAGAGAGAGAGAGAGAGAGAGAGAGAGAGAGAAGCUCUGUGGCUUUUUUUGAGGGGGGGGUGAUACUGCCCCCUUUCCUUUUACAAUGAAGUAUUCUCCUAUGAUCCUUCACAGGUAUCAGACCUCUCUAUGGCUAUGAACUUUGCAGCCUAUGCCAUUAAUGGACCAACUGUGGAAGAGGACCUGCCUGUGUUCAGCUGGACGCGUUUCAACAAAACAAAGCACCAGGGCUUGCCAGAUUCAUAUAACUUUGAUUUUGUCAUUAUGAAGCCAGUGUUGUGAAAUAAGCAUCAGAAGCUUUAACAUCUAGGGAGGGGGAAAUAAGUUUUUUUUUAAAAAAAAAUCUACGCUUUUACUGCCAUACCAAAUAAACUGGCCUGUGCCCACCUGGGAUUCUGCCUCAUGGUUUCCAAACUAGCAUUUAGUGAGAUGGAUGUAGGCCAAGAUGCCGUGCAAUGACAUCACCUGCCUGCAACAAAAUGAAAGUGCAGCAGAAAAUGGGAUGCAGACUACUCCAAAGCAAGUAACUUCGCUGCAUUUGCAGCUGUUUACUGAUCUCUACAGUAGGGAAGGUAGUUUCUAUCUUGCAGGAAGGGCUUUCAGUUCUUGAUAUUACACAUAACAGGUUCAAGUUCAGAUCAGACUGGCCUGAUCUGGUUCCCAGAAUAAGUUUUACGUGCCUGGUUACUGUGGGACCCAGAUGAAAGAUUCAGGAGUGGCCCUGCUGUUAGGCAGAAUGAGGUUGCCACCUCAAGCAGCAGAUGCUGGGGAGCAGGAGAGCAGCAGUGACGUACAGGAGAACAUUGUCGUCUUGCCACGUGCCCAAACUAAUAAGGCUCCGUUUACAAAACCUUAAUUUAAUCCAAGUUGCAAAUUUCAGCUUUUCUUAAUGUAGAAUUUCGUAUGCGUGUUUUGGGGUAUUUAAAGCCACUGACCAAGGAAAUGGCUGCAAGAAUAAUGCUCCUUCUCUUUCAGUGGAAUACAAAUCAAGCCUGUUUUCUGUAUCUUCAACAUAGUCAUGCAACAAGCAAGAAAAGUUGUGUUGCAGCUGUCGAGGUAACAUUGGGCAUACACGGAACACACUGGAACUGUUUGCUUCUCCACACCCCUAAUACAGAGACAGCUGUGCGAGGAGAGGAAUACCACCCACAGGUCAGCUUUCAGGAUGCUGGAUUUUGGCAACUUGUCCAGAGCAUGACAAUCACAAAGCUUCCCAGCCAAUUUCACCCCUUUACGCAACCUAGCUUGAAAAAGGAUCUCACUACACAGUUGCUCUGAAAGCAAGUGUCUGAUAGGCACAGGGAGAUUGCUUGAACCUACCCUAUGUUUUCUACACAGUUAUGUACUUUCAGCUGUGCUGGGCUCCUGGCUUUGUAUAGCAUCUCUGAAAAGCUACACUUGGUUCCAUGCCAGAACAAUACUUACGGAGAAGCGGUAAAAUAUGGUUUCUGGUGUAAUUAGAAGACUCCUUUGGGUACACAGCUGGAUGUACCUGCCUCUCGCCGCUCUGAUUUCGCUUUGUGUUCUUGACUAUAGUAAUCACUCCUCAACACAGAACAGGAAUUAUCUUUUUGACAUUUGGCAGCUUAAAUUGCACAGACGCGUUGUGACUGAGCACCUGCGGCUCUUGCUGAACGAUUUUAUUUGAACUAAGGCAAAGGAGAGAAUAUCUUCACACAAAUUUCAAACAUUUGAAACAUUCAAACAGUCUUUCCUUCCAGUGAAGUUCCAGAUCUUCAAAAUCCCCUGCAGGUUGGAACCUGAACAAAAAGACCAGCAGGCACCAGGUAGGACAGCCAAGUUUUCAUGCUCUGCUUUGAUUGGCUCUUGCAUUCUCUAUAGAAGCCACUAGGUGGCAGCAGAAUCUCAUGUGUGCUACAGUCUGAAGAUAGCCAAGCAAAUUUAUGGCAGCCCUAACACAAAUCUCAAGACCUCUAGUCCUCCUGUGAUAUAUAAACUAAUAAAUUAGUUUUAAUUCAGUAAAUUUGAAUAUUAUUUUUCCUCUAUUCAGAUGGAAAAACAAAGUCUCUUUAUUCCUUAAAACGGGUCUGGACUUUUUAUUAGAUAGAUAUAAAUUUAUUAUUGUGCCUUAAUUAACUUGAUACUUUCUACAGUGAUGGUACAACAGACUAACCCAGCUACCCUUCUGGACAUUAUCACAGAUGUAAUGAGACUUCAAUAUUAGGUAAAAUACAUACCCUAGAAGUGGAACAUAUAUCUGUUGUUGAUAUAUACUGCAAUCUUGCACAAUGUUAAAUUGCAGCUUCCAACUAUAUUUCGAUUAGAACUGCCUUAAGCAUUUUCUCUCCCCUGCACUCCUUUCCUGUUCCCCACCGCUUCAACCACCAGCUAGCAACCGACCAUACUCAACUCCUAUUGGUCUGUUUUGGGAUCCUCCGCCAUUGGGGUUUUGUUUGUGUUUCUGCAAACAUUGGGAUUCCCCCCCCCGGCCUCUUGCAUGGAGGAAAAAUGUGGUUUUGGCUAAAUAAGGUCAACAGAGAAUGAGGAAAGUAUUGCUUUCAGAACUUCCUGUUGCCAAGAGAUUUAUUUUGCACAUUAGGCCCAUCUUCUUUACGUCAUCUGUGGAGUCUCUAGGCAUACAUUCAGAACAAAAGGGCUUGAACUCCACCCAGACACUGCCCCCAUGGGAGGAACUGUGGUUGGGGUGACGGCUGCUCUUCCAGACAUCACAGCUGCAUUUAACACAGCCUGUCUUGUCUGCCUGCUUGGCAUCCCCCUUUCCUUUCUAUUUGUCUCACUUUGCUUCUUCCUCUCCAAGUAUGGUCUAUGUAGGGUCUUAUAAAAGAGGAAACAUGAAGCCAACACAAAACCUAGUAAAAUAAAGACACUUGUGCAAAAAGUUCCUUGUCACAUUCCUCACCUAGCUCAGCACUUGUCUACACUGUCAAUAGCAGCCGGAAGCUCUCCAAGAUUUCAGAUCCAGGUCUCUCCUGGGAUUGAAGCUACAACCUUUUGCAGGCAAAUGAGUAUCUAGUGACCCUGAAGGGCGAAGUAGCCUGUAGUGUAAAUUGUCAAAGAUGCCUCGUUUAUCUAAGCAUCAGACAAGAAGCCAGCGACAUUCAAAUGAUUUGAAGUCCUCUGUCAUUUGUAAGGCAAGCAAGUUGCUAAACAGGUAGACUUUUCAGCCUUUGAACCUCUCAAAUGAUAGGUCGGGUUUUCCUUCACUACAUUGGCAGCACAUGACAAGGUAGACAUCACAGGAAUUAUCUGUUUCAUUUGUAUCUGACUUUCCCUCCAAUGUGCUGUAGGUGGUUCUUUCUCCUUGUUGCAUACCCUCACAACACCCCUGUGAGGUAGGUUAGACUGAGACAGGACCACCAGCCCAAAGUUACACAGCUUUCAUCCUUUAAGCCCAUGUGCUACUUAAGGGGUCCCUGCAAAGGCUGCAGGAUAGUGAUGAGCUCACAACCCGAUAAUGGGACUCUGGGUUACAUAAUUUUCAAACACUUACUUAUUCAUUAAUUGCAUUUAUAUCCCACCAUUUUCUACAAGGAGAUCAAGGAAGAGUUCCUGCUUCUCCCCACUAGGUAUUGCUAGCCAAUUUGGCCCCAAGUGACUUAAAUAGUUUACUGCAUUUUAUACCUUACAGGUGUCGCUUAAAAGCAAUACAAUAAAACAACAACAAAAUAGCAAUAAUAGGCAGCACCUACAAAUUUAUCCCCUAGUAUAGGGGAUCCAAAGACUACUAUGAUUGUCUUUUCUUCUUCUGUCUCACAAGGGAUCAGUGUGUUCCUCAACAAAUAAAGCAACAAGUAGGCGAAGCCAGGGGAAGGGAACCCCAGCCCAGAGGCCACCCUCCAGCCAAUCAAGACUUGCUCAUGCAUCCUUUUUUCUUCACAUUCUCUCUUCUUCUCCUGUUCUGCCCCUUGCUUGAGGGCUUUUGCCAGUAUGGAAUGUCUUUGAACUAUGACAAUACCUCUUGCUUGACUGAAUGCAAUGGCGUCUGGUGAUUAUUGGGACUUGUAGGACAGAAGGCAGGGAGCCUAAUAAUAGGUGGCGCCAGAGCCAACUAAUUCAGGUUUUGUCGUAAUUCCUGCUGAGUUCUGCAAGAGUCAAUACUGAGUUGAAAGAGGAAGAGGAAGCUAUCUUCUCCUGGUCUGGGAGCAAGAAGGCAGGCAGAUGGGGGCUGACUGAAGGCAGGCUGAGGUUGGUGGGGUAGGGCCCCAUUUGCUGUAAUGGACCAACAUACACUGUCUGAAUCUAUAUGCAGCUGGAGAUGGGAGAAACCUCUAGCUUUUUCAUAGACAGACUAGUCUAUGCAUACUGAAAGCCUGCCCUUCCCCCUGCCCAAAGAAAUCCUGGCUGUACUCCAUACUCGCCACUCUAUUCUGCCUUGGUCAGACCCCACCUGGAGUCGUCUGCAGUUCUGGGUGCAACAAUUCAAGAAGGACAUUGACAAGCUGGAACGUGUGCAGAGGAGGGCAACAAAUAUGAUCAAGGAUAUGCAAACCAAUCCAACAGUUGAGGGAGUUGGGUAUAUUCAGCCUAGAAAAGAGGGGACUGAGAGGGAGAUUUGAUAGUCAUUUUAAAAUAUCUAAAGGGCUGUCACGUGGAAGAUGGAACAAGCUUGUUUUCUUCUGCGCCGGAGACUGGGACCCGAAGCAAUGACUUCAUAUUACAAGAAAUUCCAACUAAAUAUCAAGAAGAACUUUCUCACGGCAAGAGCUGCUCAAGAGUGGAAUGGUCUCCCUCAGAAGGUUGUUUGAUGGCCAUCUGUCAUGGAUCCUUUUGCUAAGAUACCUGCAUUGCAGGGUGUUGGACUCAGUAACCCUCAAUAAUCCUGGAAGCCCCUUCCAGCUCUACAAUUCUAUUAUUCAUUCUAUAUGGACAAAGAACACAUCCUAAAAAACUGCCAAGCAUUUCUUUACAGCUAGACAUUGCAGAGGACUGGUGGAGAGCUGUCUUUCAGGAUACUUUGUCUAAACCCUGAUGAGCUUGUAAAGGAAACUCUAGUUUCCCGCAAGGCAUCUUGAAAAACGCAACACUACGCCUGAAAGGAUAUCCAUAAUAUCCAUGUGAAUCAAGUUCAUUUUCAUGUUCAUUUCUGCAGGAGGCCUGGCCUGUUUUCAUU